AAUUCAUUCCAGGGUACACUAAGCAGCGAUCCAUCAAUAACAAAAUGGGGGGGGGGGGGGGCAAACCAGUCCCACUUUCGAAAGUGAUCACAAACUGAUAAAAGCGGAACCUCGCCCUAUCCUUAUGAAAGACCUGUAUCUACCCGUGCCAUUUUUAUGACAGUAUAUUGCUCAUCAACUUUUGCUAUUCUUCGUCACUCUUGGUUUGAAACUCGUCGAGUUCAUACUGACACGUUGCCGUUGGGUAGUUCUCUCGACUUUGGCUACUACUGAGAAGCAGAAACUCUUCAAAUAUGCGUGAAAUAGUCCAUGUUCAAGCAGGCCAGUGCGGUAACCAAAUUGGAGCCAAGUUCUGGGAGGUUAUUUCUGGUGAACAUGGCAUCGAUCCUUCAGGCAGCUACAAUGGCGAUUCCCCGCAACAGCUUGAGCGCAUCGACGUCUACUACAACGAGGCCAACGGUGGAAAGUACGUACCAAGGGCCGUGCUCGUCGACCUCGAGCCUGGCACCAUGGACGCGGUCCGAUCUGGGCCCUUUGGGUUCAUCUUCAGACCAGACAACUUCGUCUUUGGUCAGAGUGGCGCUGGGAACAACUGGGCCAAGGGUCACUACACAGAGGGCGCUGAACUGGUUGACUCCGUGAUGGAUGUUGUUCGGAAGGAAGCUGAAACCUGUGACUGCCUUCAGGGAUUCCAACUGACCCAUUCCUUGGGAGGAGGAACAGGUUCCGGUAUGGGUACACUUUUAAUAAGCAAGAUCCGGGAAGAGUUUCCAGAUCGCGUCAUGAAUACCUUCAGUGUGACUCCCUCACCUAAGGUUUCUGAUACUGUCGUCGAACCUUACAACGCUACACUAUCCGUCCAUCAGCUUGUCGAGAACACUGAUGAGACGUUCUGCAUCGACAACGAAGCCCUAUACGACAUCUGCUUCCGUACCCUAAAGCUCACCACACCCACGUAUGGUGAUCUAAACCACCUUGUGUCGGCAACCAUGAGUGGCGUCACAACUUGUCUCAGGUUCCCUGGUCAGUUGAAUGCAGAUCUGCGGAAGCUAGCAGUCAACAUGGUGCCAUUCCCUCGUCUUCAUUUCUUUAUUCCUGGCUUUGCCCCUCUAACAAGCCGUGGUAGUCAACAGUAUCGCGCCCUCACAGUUCCUGAGCUCACCCAGCAAAUGUUCGAUUCCAAGAACAUGAUGGCUGCAUGCGAUCCUCGGCAUGGCCGCUACCUAACCGUCGCAGUUAUCUUCCGUGGACGUAUGUCCAUGAAGGAGGUCGACGAACAGAUGCUGAACAUCCAGAACAAGAACAGCAGUUACUUCGUAGAAUGGAUCCCAAACAACGUCAAGUCUGCUGUUUGCGAUAUACCCCCACAAGGCUUGAAGAUGUCUGGGACUUUCAUCGGCAACAGCACCGCCAUCCAGGAGCUCUUCAAGCGCAUCUCUGAGCAGUUCACCGCUAUGUUCAGACGAAAGGCCUUCCUUCAUUGGUACACUGGUGAGGGUAUGGAUGAGAUGGAGUUCACUGAAGCUGAGAGCAACAUGAAUGACUUGGUAUCUGAGUAUCAGCAGUACCAGGACGCCACGGCUGACGAUGACGGGGAUUUCGAUAACGAAGAGCCAGAGGAAGAAGAGGAAGAAUUCGACUCUUAAAGUCACUCGGCAACCAUAACUUAUCCAUUAACCUCAUAUUAAGUAUGAUAAAUAUACAACUGGGGAGGGGGUCGGAAUGCAAGAUACUUGACCUACUUUUUCAGUUACACCAGCUAUAAACUUAGCUCUACCCAAGAGCUACUUAACUAUCUAAAAGAAAAAAACGUAUAUGAGCAUUUAUCUUUUUAUUUCGGCGUUCAUAUAACAAAUAAAGAGUUAAACAAUGUUUUUUUUUACUAUAGGCUAAUUGCGUCUAAAGAAAACCCGCAUAGACUUAUAAAAAUGUAAUACAAUAAACAAUAUAAACAUUACAAAAUCAAUAAGAAUUCUUACGUAUAAUCAAUGAAAUAAUAAAUACAUGGAACACCUUAUAAACAAGCGCGAUUAAAUAAGAGGUACAGUCUUUCAUAUUCGUUGAAACGACGCGCGUCGCGACGCUUUUUGGAAGACGAGGCCUGGGAGACGAGGACUUUAGUCUACUGGCCAGUGUGGUCUUCAUUAUUGCUCGCGAGGGCGUAGUGCAAUAAUGUGCAAUGAAAGAAUAUGAUCAAAGAAGUGGUAUGAUGGGCAUCUCACAACACACAUGUAUUUUGAUAGUCAUAAGUCAAUUUGGGUCUUAAAUUUGAUAUGAAAUAAAAUCCAACAGAUUGUGUAUGAUAGAUCAUGUAGGCAAGACGUUGUCUUGUGACCCGUUUCAUAAAACUUAUACUAACUUGUUAUAGAAAUUGUGCAUUUUUUUAUAAGAAUAAGCCUUUCUGUGACCAUGGUAACGGGAUGGACCCUGUAUUUCUCUCUGACGAGAUGUUCGUCCGUUGACCAUGCUCGAUCACUCUAUCUCAAAAUUUUCUUUUGCUUAUUAGAGUACACUCAGAAAACAUUACUCAAAUAAAAUAAACCAUGAUUGUUUUUACAUUAUUUUGUUACUGAGUCGCACCAUGUGGAUAGAAAUUUGAUUCUUCAGCUGAGAAGCGAAUACCAAAAAUAAUACAAUAUUUUGAAGUACAAUGCAAUACUAACGAUUUUCAAGAUUAAAGAAUUUUCGAUUUCAUCAUGUUA
Lytechinus pictus (painted urchin) is the source of this 2702-nucleotide messenger RNA. RefSeq names its product tubulin beta chain-like. Gene Ontology annotation, molecular function: GTP binding; structural constituent of cytoskeleton; GTPase activity. Gene Ontology annotation, biological process: mitotic cell cycle; microtubule cytoskeleton organization. Gene Ontology annotation, cellular component: cytoplasm; microtubule. The transcript has 3 exons. The coding region runs from base 294 to 1646 and encodes 450 amino acids. The record is from RefSeq and is a predicted model, not a curated record. Lineage: Eukaryota; Metazoa; Echinodermata; Echinoidea; Temnopleuroida; Toxopneustidae.